Messenger RNA from Triplophysa dalaica, 2540 nucleotides. It is a transcript of the gene panx1a, whose product is annotated as pannexin 1a. Gene Ontology annotation, biological process: positive regulation of interleukin-1 production; monoatomic cation transport. Gene Ontology annotation, molecular function: channel activity. Lineage: Eukaryota; Metazoa; Chordata; Actinopteri; Cypriniformes; Nemacheilidae. The transcript has 6 exons. The coding region runs from base 208 to 1449 and encodes 413 amino acids. The record is from RefSeq and is a predicted model, not a curated record.
GGAGCGUGCGGCUGCUCGCGCAGAUCACUAUGGGAUUGGGAUAAAGUUUAGCAAAAUCUUCCAAAAGUUUGCUUAACUACUUAUACUUGCAAAGUCUUUAUUUUAACACGUCAAAGUUUACAUGAGGAUGAGUAACGUUACUUUUUGAAAUAUCGCAGUCUUGGUUACUUUCUCAAGGAAUCGAAACUAGGUUUGUGAUCAGUCAUCAUGGCCAUAGCGCACGCCGCCACUGAGUACGUGUUCUCGGACUUCGUGUUGAAGGAGCAUUCAUCAGAUAACAGAUAUAAAGGCAUCAGAUUAGAUUUGGCUCUGGAUAAGAUGGUCACCUGUGUCGCGGUGGGUCUUCCUCUGCUGCUCAUCUCUCUGGCCUUUGCUCAGGAAGUGUCUGUCGGUACACAGAUUAGUUGUUUUUCUCCCACAAAGUUCUCUUGGCGUCAGGCUGCUUAUGUGGAUGCGUAUUGUUGGGCAGCUGUUCAGACACAGGACACCGGAGGCCUGCCAUUAUGGCUACAUAAGUUUUUUCCUUACGUCCUGUUGCUGGUGGCAGUGUCUGUGUACAUGCCAGCUUUGUUUUGGAGGUUAACGGGAGCCCCUGUCCUUUCCUCUGAUUUAACCUUUAUAAUGGAAGAACUGGACCGUUCUUAUAACCGAGCUAUCAAACUGGCCAAGCGUCCUCACACCACUGGAGUACAGGACUCAGAGUCAGCUCGCGUAGAGUCAAAAAGCUCUUUGCUGGACCUUACAGAAAGCUUCAAAUAUCCUCUGGUGGAACAAUACUUGAAAACCAAGCGCUACUCCAUUGGUUUACUGGUCCGUUACAUCAUCUGCCGUGCCGUCACCUUCUUGGCCCUCCUGUUAGCCUGCAUCUACCUGUGCUAUUACAUCAGUCUCUCCGUUACAGACGAGUUUCAGUGUAAUAUCCGUUCGGGUGUGUUGGUCAAUGACUCCUCAGUACCUCCUCUCAUGCAGUGUAAACUGGUUGCUGUGGGCAUCUUCAAGCUCCUGAGCUACAUCAACCUGUGCACGUAUUUGCUGCUGAUGCCAUUGUGUCUGUAUGCCGUGGGGGUUCCCUUCAGAAUGACGAGGGGAUCUUUAAAGCCCUUCGAGAUGUUGCCUACAAUAGGAGUGAUCCACUAUGAACGAAUGGCCUGGGAUGAUCUGGCACUUUAUCUGCUGUUUCUGGAGGAGAACCUCAGCGAACUGAAGAGUUACAAGUGCUUGAAGGUUAUAGAGCUGUUAAAGAAGACUGGCGAUGAGCAGAUUGAAACCAAGUUGAUUUUACGGAAUCUUGCGCAGGUAAAAACAGACAUGGUGGAUGGCAGAUCACCCAAUGAUUUGAACAACACCAACAGCACUGGCACUGAGAUGAAAGAGGUUUCUCCACUCCUGCAGGAUGACCGCUUCAAUAAGUGUGAAGAUGAGAAGGUUGUGCAUAAGAGGACUGUCUGAAUGGCGGUUUCUAUAGGGUACAUGCUGCCAGUAUCCUAUAGAGGCUUCCAACAUCUGUAAAAGCUGGAGAAAUACACUUGGGAAAUGACAUUGGAUAGAAGUCUCUCUUGUGCUUCCCUCUUUUAAAAGCACAACUGCAUUUCUUUGAACAAAAUCCUCAUCUGGAACUAUUCACAUUUUCUGUGUUUUUUUGUGUGUGCGUAUUUGUUUGUAACCAAGCUACCAGAACUGAACAUUUUCUUUAGCAAAUUAUAAAGUAAAUGAUGACAGAAUUGUCAUUUUUGGGUGAAGUAUCCCAUUAGUUUAUUUUGGUGUGUAUUUAUGUGGUGGAAGCUCUAAAUUGUCUUAUUUACUUUAAUUCUCCUACAGUCUGAUGCUCGCACACAGAAAAUGAAUGGGAAACUAUGACUUGAACACUUUUUAUCGUAGAAAUAACAUUUUAGACCUGUUCUGGUACGAUUCAAAUGUUAGAAGCAUUGUUUGUCGGUUAUUGCAAUUCAGCAAGGAGAGUUAUUGCUGAUCUGUGCUGACAGAAUACUUUAAACCACUGCCAAGAAUGGACAUAAAUCACUAAUACAUAUAAAAUUUUAAUACUUCAUAGGCAUCCAUUUUCGUCUGUUUGUUGAGCCCUAUCCACAUUUCUUUUGGAGCUGUAAAAUAAUUGUUUAUAAUAUUUUUAUGACCUACAGGAAAAGAUGUACGAAAUAAGUGUAGGAUUAGAAAUGUGAAACAGCUUUAAGACUGCUGCCCAACUCCUGUUUACAUAUUUACUGUGAUAAAAAGAGAAGUGAUACGACACAGACAGUUAACUUAACUAUCUACUUUGAUCAAUGUGGAUAAAUGCAAAAGGUUAAGCUCUGGAAACGAAAUCAAGCAGCAGAUAAUCACAUUGCGAGCAUCAAGCGUUCAUUUAAAAAUGAUUUCAAUGGGGAAAUUAUUUAUGAAAUUACACGGGUGUUGUUACGUGGUGCAUGUUUAUAAUUUUUUGUGUAUAAGGAAAAUGUGUGUUUUUUUGUUGAUAUAUCAGUUAUGUUCUGCUUUGUAUUUGUAUCGUCUCUGUGCUGUAGCAUUAAAGUGGAUUGAUUUUUAUA